Messenger RNA from Rhipicephalus microplus (southern cattle tick), 8075 nucleotides. RefSeq lists its product as uncharacterized. Gene Ontology annotation, biological process: protein polyubiquitination; proteasome-mediated ubiquitin-dependent protein catabolic process. The record is from RefSeq and is a predicted model, not a curated record. NCBI's taxonomy places the organism in Eukaryota, Metazoa, Arthropoda, Arachnida, Ixodida, Ixodidae. Gene Ontology annotation, molecular function: ubiquitin protein ligase activity; zinc ion binding; protein binding. Gene Ontology annotation, cellular component: nucleoplasm.
CCGGAGUCUCGGGACAGCCGGUCGCUUCUUCGCUGGCUGCCCCGUUCAGUAGAGGAGAUUCGCGAACACCGGCCUGAUGCUCGUAGAAUACCUUGCCUGUGCGUAUAUAUUUUCGUUCAGGCAGUUUUUUUUUCUGAAGCAGGCGAAGUUUCAUCUGUGAUUGUGUCUAUCCUGUGAUUGGUGGCCCUGUUCACCGGCGUAGCUUUUGUGCAGAAGUGCUCCCCUCUUCGAAGACGUAUAGUGACCGGAUUCGCGUGUAUUGUAGUGCCUCCUUUUGUGGUGCCGCAACGAACUUCGCUCUGCGUACCGGAAUAAUACUGCGUUUGGACAUCGUUCCGGCUCGGCUUCGGCCAUGAGCGCGUCGCGCUACGCUUCGUCGGCAGUGUGACCAUUGAUGCUGACCCCUUCGCGUCGCCUCGGCUGCAGCAGCCAGAAUGAACGCAGGUUCCACACAAGCCAGAGCAACGAACGACUACGCCUAAACAACCGAAUUUCUUAAAACCGACUCCAUUUGAGAGCAUCGACCACAAUGACUUCAGCGUGGAGCCAGCUAGACCAGCUGCUAACGUGCGCAAUCUGUCUCGACCGAUACCGGAACCCGAAGCUGCUACCAUGCCAGCACUCGUUCUGCGCAGACCCUUGCUUGGAAGGGUUGCAGGACUACGCGCGGCGGCAGAUAAAAUGUCCAGAGUGUCGCGCCGAGCACCGCAUCCCGUACAACGGCGUGCAGACGUUCCCCACCAACGUGACGCUGAUGAGGUUCCUCGAGCUGCACCGCGACAUCACGGGAGAAGAACCCGAGCCACUGCCUUCGUCCAUGGAACGUUGUCACGUGUGCAGCGAGAAGAGCCUCGUGAGUCGAUGUUCGCACUGCGAGAAGAAGAUCUGCGAGACGUGCAAAGAGGCGCACUUGGACAUCAUGCGCCGGGAGAUCAGCCGCAUUUGCAAUCAAGUUCGCAGGUGUCUGAACCGGCUGAGCGACCACCUCGCGCAGAACAACAAGAACCAGGACAAGCUAUCGCAGAAUUGCGCGCUUGUGAAAGAGGAGCUGGAUGACCUCAUCAACCGUUACAUCAAAGACCUGCAGCUGGUUCACAAUAAGCUUAAGACCGAGAUAGACGUGUAUUUGCAGCAGGAGCUAAAGCAGCUGUCCGCGCUUUCCGAGGAUGUGGAGACAGAGGUUAACAACAUUACAUCCAACUGCGACGUCGUUGAGAAAUACGUCAACGACGACACUGAGUGGACGGACUCUGAGCUCGUCGAGUACAAGGAGAUAUUCUCGAAGACUCUCGAAUUCCUAAGGAACUUUGAUCCGGACACGUCUGAUUUUACGAGGCGGGUUAAGCUCCAGAUCCACACGGACCCUGACGCGCUGCAUCGCACGUUGGCCAACCUGGGAGAGCUCAAGUUCAACACGCCAAUCACGCAAUCGUCAUCAAAUCUCAACGUGCCCCAGCUAAACCUUGGUUCAUCCGGAGGCGGCACGGCCAACGCGCUGAUGCGAAGUCAGAGCGACCAUCGCCUCGCGGUGCAAUUCCAAAAGAAGCAGGACGCUACGCGGUCGAUGCUAGACAUUGGCCAGCGGUACGGUGGCCAUCUCAGUGACUCCGACCGAGAUGGCAGCUUUGAGGGUCCUUCUUCAAUGUAUUCUAGAAAUCGCAAUAGAGACAAUAGUGAGAACUCCAUUUUAAGAAGAUACGGGCCUGAUCGGGGCAGGGAUAACGACAAUGCAGACAGCCGACUCUCGAACCGCUAUGGAAGUCGCUUCGAAGACAGGUCCUGGAGGGACGAAGGAACGGGUGGAAGUCAUCAUAGCUUUAGAUCUCGUUACGCGCGUGAGCUUAUGGACGACGAUUCAGAAGGACUGAGUAGCCAUACUCGGAACGUCCGCUUCGAGGAACCACCACCUCCACGGGAGAAAGUGUUUGACACAGAUGAUGCGACCCGCGGUCCCCUCAGCGGCGUCGUAAAGCUCAGUGAUUCGGCCAAAUUCAUGGAACGCCUCCACGAGAACCAGAUCAGACAGAAGCAGAAACAGGCCGAGAAGGAGCGGCUGGAGAACGAACCACCUCCUGCUCCGGUGGUUCCCGUGCCGCCGCCGAGGAGACCACCGUCGAGGCAGCUUAGUGAGGACGAAGUCGAGAAGCAGAAAAAGGCAGCCAACCAAGCCGCGGCCGCGUCCACUUCUACGCCCGCCACGUCACCGCCGCCGUCCCUGGACACGAGGCCAUCGCAGCUACGGCGACUCGCACCCAAGGACGACGUCCCGUCUCGGGCGACACCUCCGGACUCUCCGAGGACGCCGACGCCACGCCAGAGUUCCAUUGAGAGCACACCCGCGCAGUCCCGGAGGAGUUCUACGGCUUCUGAAGACACGACGGCCAGCACAACUACGGCGGCCAGUGACUCGAUGAGGUCGCGACAGCGCCGUGCCAUCGAGGAGGAGCCACUGUCCAGGAGGGAGCUGUCCUCAACUGCACCCAAGCCUUCGACGCCCGCCAGGUCCACUCGCGCGCCGCUGGCCAAGGCCGUAUCUCUAGACCACGACGAUCGCCGCCGACCGACAGAUGACAGGAAGAAAGAGGAAGUGAUGACGAGGGCCGGAUCGCUGAGCGGCCCGUCUCCCGCUGCGCACCAGUCGUCGUUCUUCAGCCGUUUGAAGCCGCAGCAAGCGCAGAUUGGCGAAGAGGAGGACACCGAAUCCGAGGCGUCUACCGAAGAAGAAACCUCGGAGGAAGAAGAGGAGGACGAGGAGGAAGACGAUGAAGAGGACGAGGAGGAGGAAGAGACUGUGGCGGCGCAGCCUGAAAGACCCAAGACGCCCACGACGCCCACGCGCAAGAUCUCGUCCACGCAGCAGGGCACCAAGAAGGAAGAGGACAUGACCUCCUCCGUGUCAGCGCUGCUCAAUAGGAGCGCCCAGGCACGGCGAGGUAGCCAGGACGUGCGCUCCUCGACACCCACGUCGGGCAGGCACUCACAAUACGCCAGGGAUAAGGAGGAAGGAAGCCCCAGGAGUCGCUUCCAAUCCUGGAGGGAGACGCCGUCUUCGUCGGUGGAUGACCCCACCAUGGUGUCCUCCUCCCGGUAUGGCGGCACCUCCUUCUUGGCCAGUCGAAGGCGCGCUGGAGAGGAUGACCCACCUAGAGGGGAGGACAGUGGUCCCGGAAGCCGCUUUCUAAGCCGCAGCCGGAGUUCGGCACUCAUGGACCAGCCGGAGCCACGAGCCGAUCGGCGUAAGAAUCAGCAGGAAAGUGCCACCCCGACUGCGAGGUCUCCGGCGGCGAAUCCGACGUCGUCUUCGGCGGCAGCGCUGCGUAGGAGCCGGCUGACUCGCAGCAAGAGCUCCAAUGAGAUGCUGCCUGGAGAAGGCGACAGCGGUGAUGAAGCCAACCAGCCGCCGCCGUCGUACCGGAGUCGCUACGGCCAGCCGGAGAGCUCACCGGCCCUCAGUGGUAGCGGCUCUCUGUCCCGCUCGAAAAGCAGCCAUGCGGUCAAGGACAGCUCUCCGGACGCGGGCGACUACGGUGGCUCUGGCGGUGGGCCCGGGGCGUCGUCCAGCUGGGCGCAGUACCUGCGCAACAAGUACGGCUCCCGCGGAACCAGCGGUGCCGGCAGCUCGUCGGGGUAUGGACCCAAGAGUGUGUCCCGGUCCCGCAGCUCUCAUGCAGUCUACAGCCGCAGCGGCAGCGACGACAACAGCUCGGAGGACGAGGACGUUCCUGCCCGGGGCCGUGGUCCGGAGGCCGGCAGCAGCUCUUCGCGUCACGAUGGACAGUACGGCAGCUACGGCUUUCCUCGAAGCAUGUAUCUUCAAAAGCGCCGUAUGCAGCUCAAGAUCGGCACGCGCGGAACUGAACCCGGCUGCUUCACGUGGCCAAGGGGUGUCGCUGUCGGACCGGACAACUCGAUCGUGGUUGCCGACAGCAGCAACCAUAGGGUACAGGUAUUCGACGCGUCCGGCCGCUUUCAGCACGAGUUUGGCACGUACGGCAGCUCGGAGGGCGAGUUCGACUGCCUGGCCGGCGUGGCGGUGAACCGCAUCGGCCAGUUCAUCGUGUCCGACCGGUACAACCACCGCGUGCAGAUCUUCGACCCGUCGGGCCGCUUCCUCAGGGCGUUCGGCUGCGAAGGGCGCACCGACGCUCGCUUCAACUAUCCCUGGGGCAUCACCACGGACUCGCUGGGAUUCAUUUACGUGUGCGACAAGGAGAACCACAGGGUCCAAGUAUUCCAAUCGGACGGCACAUUCGUGGGCAAGUUCGGCUCGCUCGGUUCGCGACCCGGUCACCUGGAGCACCCGCACUACGUGGCCGUGUCGAACACGAACCGCGUGAUCGUGAGCGACUCGAACAACCACCGCAUCCAGAUCUUCGACGUGAACGGGCGCAGCCUCUCCACCUUCGGCUCCGAAGGGUCGGACGAAGGCCAGUUCAAGUUCCCGCGUGGCGUAGCCGUGGACGACCAGGGCUACAUCAUGGUCGGCGACUCGGGCAACAACCGCAUACAGAUCUUCCAGCCGGACGGCUCCUUCCUGCGCGCCUUUGGCCAGUGGGGCUCGGGUGACGGCGAGUUCAAGGGACUCGAAGGCAUCGCUGUCAUGCCCAGCGGCAACAUCGUCGUUUGCGACCGCGAGAACCACCGCAUACAGGUCUUCUGAGCAAAAUGCAGAUCAGAAGACGGAUCCACGCGCGCACUCAUUGUCGCGCCAUCGUCGCACUUCGGGGUGGCUGACACUGGUCCGCUUUCGGCGCCAGGACUGGACGUGUUUCCGGAAAGGAGGAGAAACCGGAAGGGGCCUUCGCAAGGAGCAAAUGCGGAACUCGGAAAAGUGGAAGUCGGUGUCUCCCAGCCUGGUCUUCUGGCCGGAGAAGAAUUCGUUUCGCCCGUUUUUAUUGUCUUUUCUACCGUCCUCUUGUUGUUUAUUUGGUGAUGAAAGCGAAGGCUGUGAUCAAGGACGUGAGUUGUCUCGAGUGUACGUGGCAUCGUCGGAUUAUGUAGCAUCUAGUUUCAACAGAAACAAAAAAAAAUUUAUUGUAAUACCGCAUGAGAGAGCAAUCGUACAAGAAAACGGUGUGCCGGUCACAGGGACUUGCCUCAGUCAUAGCUCGAUGUAUACUUACUUCAUAUGCUCCCUGAUAAACUAUUGUUGACAGUAAUGCCAUGGUGUAUACGGUAAAAGAAUUGGAAAGCGAAAGGAAAAUGUAUUGUUGCUUUGGCAGGAAAGCGUUUAGAUAUGCUUCUAGAAUUAAGAAAAAAAGUCACAGUUAACGACGGCGUACAUAACGAAUUGCAAUUGUUUGAUCGCCUUCAUGUUGUCAGUAUUGGUUGCCCCCAUUUCAUAUCGUGUUCGUCUUUCGGCGGCUCGGAAAUAACAAAAAUGAGAGGAUUAGUGAGUUUGCUAUUGAAGAGAUUGGCUCUACGCCAUCAGGUACAACGUAUUAGUGAAUCAACUAUGAAUGUACUUAGAUGUUUAUCACAUAAUGCACGAUAAUUACUGCGUGUAAUGGUUGAAUUUUAUAACGCUUAACUUGAUUUGGUAUGACACGUUCUUUUUUAUAGGGGAGGGGGGGUAUUGGAUUUUCUUUGCUAUAUGAUGGUUGUAUGCAGAUUGUCAUAACACAACAUUAUCUGUGUUUUUUUUUAUCUUCUGAAUUUGCAGUACACCUGCAGUGACGCCAUUCGUAUUUUGUGUGGUGGCCACUGUAGAAGGCCGACGUGUGUGAUUUGUAAGAGCGACCUUCCUUCUCGACUUUCUUCCCGCCAGUUUUCCUCCUUGCGUUUACAACGAAACAUGCUGUCUCCUCCAGUUUUGAAGCGUCACAGUGUUCCCAGAAUCGCGCGCCGAAAGUGAUGACGUGGCUGUAUCGCAGUUGUUCCCACGUGGGUUCGCAACGAAGUGUCUGGGUCUGGCCGUGUGUGUUGUUUCUCUAAGAGUGGAGUGUAAUGAUUUUUUCUUUGAUGAAUUCAUGACCUCAUGCUAUCGCCGCUUGCCCUGUUAAGCAUGGCAGCAGCGUUAACGAUGUGGCAUCGCUACUUGAAGUGAGCGUUUUUUCUCCGUAAAUUUAAGCAAAAAAAAACAACACUGUGGACACACAUCUACAUGAAACAACGAGUCAAUAUUUUACUUCCUUACAAACAUACGAUUUACAGAAAGCCACAGUUUGGCACUGCGAAUCUAGGAGCAAAUUUAUUCUGAUGGAUGGCAAACCAAACAUGGUUCUCACAAGGAACUAAAGAAAGUGCCUGGUUUAUUCUUCAGGUUCACUUAACUUUUUUUUCUGAUUUUGUUUGUCGGUCGGCGGCUCCUGGGGUUUCCGUUUUUUGUUUUUUUUCUUUCUCUCAGCAUUGACGCAUGUAACUAUCUCCACGUAACAUACGCACAGAUAUAUUAUCGUUCUCUUUUUGUUUUUGAAUUGUUUAGUACGUGUCGUUUUUGUUCUUUCAUUCAUACAGCUACUGAGUUUGGUCGUUGGCUUGGCAUUGCCGUGCCACUUCCCGUCACUCUUCUCAGUCGUACCGAGCCCGAUCUAUCGAAGAAAUGGUUCAGAAAUUAUGCUGAAUUUCAGUGUAGUAUUUCUUUCUUUUUGUUGUUUUGUUUGUACCGAGGAGGUAAUAAAAGAACUUCUGAAGGGCCAAUCGUUGUAGCCGUCAUGCGUUUAAAAAAUGGGACAAGUCGAAAGGGAAGUUUCUUACGGACGUGUAGGCGUAAGAGAAAGAGAGAGAGGAGGAAGAAAAAGAUGUUCAACGCGGAGUUGGGCCUUUCGUGACAGCCGCCUCUGCAGGACGGUUAUUUCCUACAUCGCUUGGCUGAUGGAGACUCGGCACAUGUCGAUGCAAGCUGCGCACAUUCGUUCAAAUGCCUUUUGUCUCUCUUCCUCUCUUUCGUUCUCGCGUUCUCCUACUCGCUUCCUGAAGGCGCACAGCGGUGCUCCAUUUAGGGCUACAGAGAAUAGCACCAAACUCUUUUUUCCUGAUCUACCAUGCCACACCUGCUCUUUAAUUAUACGUUCUAAGCCAAAAAAAAAGACAUAAAAUGUCGAUUCUGGUAACUCAGCUUAUUCGCCUAAGAGCUUGUGACGCAAGAAAGUCAGUUAAGCGUGAAGCACGUAGACUGUUUUUUAUCUGUUACACGAAGGUUAUCGCAACGAGUUAUGCCUGCCGCUGACAGCGACCAAAACAUUCAUGGCUCUUCUUUGCGUCCGUAACCUCGCUCGCUUCAGGAGUCUCUUUUGUCGACCUCCUCGGGUUUCCCUCAACCCCUCCGAGUAGUCAGACAGAGAAUAGGUAAUAUUAGUAAUAAAAAAAAAAACAUGGCGGUGUAAGACACGCCACCAUCUACUUCCUGGCAUCUCACGUCGCUAGGUUAGCGUAGCAGCUAGUCUUAUCUCGUCCCAGGCCGCGCCUUUCGCAACUGACGAAUGCUGAAGUACCUCGCCCCGUGAUUUCUUUGAGCUAGAGAGUAGGGCUAGCGACGUCAGACGCCAGGAAGCCAGCUAGCUGUACACCCGAAGCGUCCCUCUCCUCUAGCUCGUAGAAAAGACGGGUAUCUCGGCGUUCGUCAUUUGUGAAAGGCACCGAAGAGAACGUGUGCUGCGAGUGUUUAUUUAUUGAGCGAGCUCUCUUUCGCAAAGAAAGCUCCCUGUAUUUAUGCACGAGUGUUUGGAAAAUGUGUGUGUGUGUUUGGUUUGGGGGGAAGGGAAGUUUCACUUCUUUUGUGCACGGGAAAUCUUUCGGUAUGCCUCGAAAUCCGUCGCAGAUCUCUUCCCUUCAUUCUGUUCUCUCCUUCUUAUGCUCCAUUUCUUGCGCGACGCGCAGAAUCAGCGGCUUGUUGUGGCGCUGGCAGGUUUUAUUAAUGAAAGAUCCCUUGCUUGAGGAUUCGGACAAAACUCCACAAACUUUCCUGUUUUCUAGAAAUAACAAAAACAAAAGAAUAGAAAAAAAAGGAAUUUUAAAAUUGUGUACUAUUUUUACGUGAUUUGAUUUCCAGAAUACCUAUUCUUUAACGGUCCCUUGAUGUCUUUCACGAUGACUACUGUGUUGUGAGUUGCGAAAAUAAAUACAUUUCCUUCCUA